AUGCUGAAGGAAAUCUCUGCGGCCGAAGUGGCCAAGCACAACAAGCAAGGCGACUACUGGAUGAUCUACAACGGUGAAGUGUACGACGUGUCCAAGUUUGCCGACGAACACCCUGGUGGGGAAGAAGUGCUCGCUGACGUGGCCGGUACCGAUGCCACCGAAGCCUUUGACGACAUUGGCCACUCCGAUGAAGCCCACGAAAUUAUGAUCCCCUUGAAGAUUGGGACGUUGCAAGGCGGCACCGUCAAGAAGAUCGAGACCGCCCAGCUGAGGGUGCUGGAAGACACCGGGUCCAGCUCGGGUUUCUUGGCUGGUGUUGGUUUGGUGAUUGUCGCCGUCCUCGCCUACUACUUGAAGCAAAACGGCUACUUCUAA
Molecule: messenger RNA, 375 nt
Organism: Diutina rugosa
Lineage: Eukaryota; Fungi; Ascomycota; Pichiomycetes; Serinales; Debaryomycetaceae
Product: cytochrome b5-like heme/steroid binding domain-containing protein
Exons: 1
Coding region: 1-375 (124 amino acids)
Cellular component (GO): intracellular membrane-bounded organelle; endoplasmic reticulum membrane
Molecular function (GO): heme binding
Source: RefSeq, a predicted model, not a curated record